AUACUUCGCGUCGUCACGUCAUGGAUUACGUCCACGUGCAAGAAACUAGCUAUGUACAGCGGUUCACAGUAUGCUAAUCUGGAUGUUGUCACCAUAGCAGAAAAACUGUUCGUCUUUUGUAAUGAGCAGUCUGCUAUUUAGAGAGAUGUACACUCAAGCUCCAGGUGCUGCGAAAUAUGGAAAUUUUAUCAAUUACUACCAAUUUAACAAGCCAGAAGAACGUGUCAGACUCCUUCCGGAAAACUUUGUGGUGCGCGCUUGGACGAACAAACACAGAAUUGUGGCACUUGAUAUAGGAUGCAAUACCGGUGUAAGACGGAGCUAACAAUAUGCCUGUACAAGUACCUGACCAGCAGUGAAGGAACUGACGUGCACGUUCUGGGCAUAGACCUCGAUGCUGAGCUGAUCCAGCGUGCGCAACAGUCGAACCCAUUUCCAAAUUCAGUGCACUACAUGUGCUUGGAUGUUAUGGAUGAACAUUGCCAACCUACCCUUCUUACAUAUCUCAAAAAGUUACAGCAGACACACUUCGACAUUACAUUUUGCUUCUCUGUGACAAUGUGGAUUCACCUCAAUCACGGCGACGUAGGACUAAAAAGCUUUUUGGAAACAACAUGCAGAUACACAGAUUUUCUGCUUCUUGAAGCACAGACCUGGAAAUGUUACAGGAAUGCAUCAAGGCGUAUGAGAAGAGAGGGGAAAAAAGAAUUUCAAAAUCUUGAUUCAUUGAGUAUGAAUAUUAACGUUGUUGAAAAUAUCAGAGACUAUAUUGAAGGAAAAUGCAAUAUGGAUGUCUAUCAGUGCUUUGGUGAAACAGUGUGGAACAGAAGAGUGACCUUAUAUAAAAAAAAGCUGUGCUCUUAACUCAGGUGACGAGAAAGGGAAUUGAGUAAUUGUUGUGAUAAUUGUGCCAGUUCCAAAACGCAAUAAUCACCACUUGUCACCUCACUGCCAGUAUAAGUUUUAAUGCUCUCAUGCCUGACAUGUGCUGCUUAUAAAUGCAAGUAAGUCUGGAAGCAUUUGCCCCUGAAAGCUACAGAGUUGCCCACCCACAUUUGAAAUGUUGCUGUUGAUGGGGAUUUAGAUUUUUUGGUGCAGGGGCUGCUCCGGAGUGUUGCAAUCAUGUGAUAAUGGGCUUUGCUAUUCACACAUUGGCUGCAAGAGGGAAGCAUCUGUAUGCAUAUUCCUCUGAACACCUGACAAGGGCCUACAUCCCACAAUCCAAUAUGUUUGGGAGAAUUUUCCCCACAGCAUCUCUAAGAUAAACCAAAAAGACUGGGCAACUGCAGGGGCUACCAUGGCUGUCCAUAACUGUCUUGCACUCUGUUUUCUGGUUGCCCAAUUUCCAGAUUUGGAGUAAUUUUUGGUCUGAGUGUUCAGUGGCGUUGUCCGUUUCAGACUUCUUGUAGGGUUACCUAAAGAGUACCACAUUCACCACAUGUUCCCAAUAACCGGCUGACCUCUAAGGGCCGGACACGAAAUAGUGCAUACUAUUCCUCUGGACAUGUUCAAUCAUGUGGCACAGGACUUUGUCUUGUACUUACAGGAAUGUGUUGCCUGUAGUGUUGAGCACCCAUCCAACAUUACCUCAAAAAAAAGUUUGAUUUGGCAACCAUGAUACUGUAAAUGGCAAGCCCUUUUUCUAUAUUUUUCAAUAAACUUUCACUUUCUCCAAAU
Molecule: messenger RNA, 1677 nt
Organism: Ornithodoros turicata
Lineage: Eukaryota; Metazoa; Arthropoda; Arachnida; Ixodida; Argasidae
Product: pre-miRNA 5'-monophosphate methyltransferase-like
Exons: 2
Coding region: 298-864 (188 amino acids)
Biological process (GO): negative regulation of pre-miRNA processing
Cellular component (GO): cytoplasm
Molecular function (GO): O-methyltransferase activity; RNA methyltransferase activity
Source: RefSeq, a predicted model, not a curated record